UUACAGUAAAGCAUGACAGUAAUCAUUUAGUUCGCUUACGGGUAGCCAGUUUUGUUUGACGUAGCCUAUUUUUCGUUAUUUAUAAUUUAAAAUUCGAAGAUCAGACAUGUUCCAAAAGAAGAUAGUGGUGGUGGUGGUUCUGCUAGCUGUAUGGUUCCUACAAGUAGCCUUAGCUAAGUUUGGCGAGGAUAUAUCCGCUAACAACGAGGAUAAUACAUUUCAGGAUAUGGGUCAAGCUACGCUAGAGAAUUUCAACGUACAUGAUGGCGCCAUGGACAUCGUCGUCAACAUUGAAGAUACAGUGAACGUUCCAGAAAUUUGGAUACUUGAUUUUGAACCGUAUUUAUUCAAUAUGAAUGAACUUCCUAUAGAAGAAGCAACAGGAAGAUUAGUGGCGAAAAAUACAGGCAAUUGUUCAUCUGUGUUUGAAAAUGCUGAAUUCACGGACUAUUUGAGCGACAAUUACUUCCAAGAUCAAGACACAUCAGCUCUAACUACGAAUGGUAAAGAAUUGUUUACAAGUUUUGUACGGGGAGAUUCAGUAGACGAAAAUAACCGCCGUACGGACCAAAUGGUUGCGAGUACAGGCAUGGAUGUGUUUUUUGGGUGCCAAAAUAGCAACUCUGAGUCGAUUUGGAAAAUGACACAUGAAGAAAACGACGACGAACUCGAAUACAGGACGAAUUUGUACAUGACCAACGUGCGUCCAAAGGAUCCGAAUAGCGCUUCAGAUGGCAUUGCGUUUGUUCAGAGUCAUGUUGAACUUAUUUGGAGAAUCAGCCGAACGGCAAUCGCAAAUGUGAUAAUCAGUUCCACUGCUAUUAUAUGGCCGAUGGUUGACCAUGUACGUGUUUCAGCAGUGUUUGAUGAAAGUGGAGAGCCAAUUCCAGACAGAGCUAAACUCGAACUCAGGUUCACAACGGUUGCCGACUCAGAGACACAGAUGGCAGUCUACAAAGAGGGCAGUUUAGACUUCCUCCCAGAAAAUAUACAAAAUCAAGUGGUAGAUGUUGAAAAAUUUCCACCUUCCACUAUUGAAGAUACACCAGCCUGUCAAUUUUCCUUCGACAGACAAACGGGACUUCAGAAACAAUGUCAUCAAACGUGGGAUUUCACGAUUGUACUCGACAUUGAUAUACCGCUAGUAGACUUCACUAACGAAAUACCGAUAGAUGCUAGUGGUCAGUUCGAUUUCAAGUUCGAUCUCUACGAUUGCGACGCGCCAAGCAAUGACGUUUUAGAUACCUCAACGUGCGAACUUGUGGAUGAUGCUGUAACCGUUUCCACUGUGAUCACAAUUCAAACUACAAUAUUUGUGCGUGAUGAGGAAGCAGAUGCAAUUACUAUUAUACUCAUUGCAUUGAAAGGCGUGAAUGAGGAUUCAUUGAAUGUUCCCGAGGCGAUUCGAGGUGUGGCACACAUGGAGCCGGUCACCAUGGACGUGAAAUUUUCACCGUCUCUCUUAAGACAAGAUUUCACUUUGGAUCUGACGCUUCUAAUGGUCUGUAUUGGUGAGAAAUAUGCUGGAGACGGAUAUCCUCACGGAUGCUUGGAAGCCCCGCCUUCGGAACGCUAUGUGGCCCACAUGGACCAAGAGUUUUUGUAUGGCAACUACACUCCGUCUGACCUCUCUGAAGAUGUCGUACAACCACUUGAUUCAGCUACAUAUAUUGAAACAGAGGAAAAUGUAGCCCUUGACGUUCCAUAUCAUCGAUCCGUUUUUACAAACGUAGCGCUAUCAGCAAUAAGGAGCAACUACACGAUAACAACGGUUUACAGAUUAAUGGAGAAGACGCGAAGAAAACGAGAUCUCCAACAGAAAACCGUUUUCUCCAAGCAUGCCAUCUCUGAGCGUUCACAGAUCGUUGACAAUCACCGAGUGAGAAGAUCACUCGAAGAGGACACCGAAAAUGACCACCUAAAUCAGGUUGGGUACAUUGCAGCUGGGUGCCCUGCAAAUGCGAUCCACGACGCGGAGACUUUUGAUUGUGUUUGUCCAGCCGAAUCCCACUACAACAACAGGAUGCUGCAAUGUAUGUUCGAUGUGGAUAUGACACUUGGCGAAUCUGACGAUGCCAGGCCUAUAUUUUCUGUUGCGUCAGUUAUGAUGAUUAGCUUAUUCUUAUUAUGUGUAAUGAUUCUGAAACAAUAGGCAAUUAUUUAAAUUUAACUGGGAUUAUGAAACAAAUUAAUGAAUAUUUAAAAAAAAUUUAUAAAUCAACUUUAUUUUCAAAAUGAAUAAAUACUUUGUAUAUCCUGGA
This is a messenger RNA of Anneissia japonica, 2261 nucleotides long. RefSeq lists its product as uncharacterized. The transcript is spliced from 10 exons. Bases 107 to 2152 code for a protein of 681 amino acids. The record is from RefSeq and is a predicted model, not a curated record. Lineage: Eukaryota; Metazoa; Echinodermata; Crinoidea; Comatulida; Comatulidae.